Suncus etruscus (white-toothed pygmy shrew) is the source of this 1462-nucleotide messenger RNA. RefSeq names its product coenzyme Q10A (gene COQ10A). The record is from RefSeq and is a predicted model, not a curated record. The transcript has 5 exons. Gene Ontology annotation, molecular function: ubiquinone binding. Gene Ontology annotation, biological process: ubiquinone biosynthetic process; cellular respiration. Gene Ontology annotation, cellular component: mitochondrion. The coding region runs from base 150 to 881 and encodes 243 amino acids. Lineage: Eukaryota; Metazoa; Chordata; Mammalia; Eulipotyphla; Soricidae.
CCAAGGCCGCGGCUUCAGUCCCGGUGCACCCGAGCUCGGGCCGGGCGUGCUCCGAGGCUCUGCAGCCGGCUCGGUCCCCCUGCGGGGAAGAGGCCCCGGGCCGGGUCCGAGGGACAAUCGGGGGCGCAAGGGCGCGGCUAGUCGGGUGCAUGGCCCAGGCGGGCGUGCGAGGGCUCCGGGCCGGGACCCGCACCGCGACCCAGCGCUGCCGCGACCUCCAGCUGGGCUCGAACUCGCGGACAGCUCCGCCCCCGGGCACGGCGCGACCAAUGAGGUCCCUAACCUGCAGCACCUUCUUGCCUGAGACUGCCUGGGUCUUGGCGGCUAAGGCUUUCUCUCCGUCCAGGCGUUCCUUUAUGGGCUUUGCUGCGCCCUUCACCAAUAAGAGAAAGGCUUACUCUGAGCGCAGGAUCAUGGGGUACUCAAUGCAGGAGAUGUUCGAGGUGGUGUCUAAUGUCCAGGAGUAUCGAGAGUUUGUGCCUUGGUGUAAGAAGUCUACUGUGGUAUCCAGUCGCAAAGGUCACCUCAAGGCCCAGUUGGAGGUUGGCUUUCCACCUGUCUUGGAACGUUAUACCUCUGCUGUUUCCAUGGUCAAACCUCACAUGGUCAAGGCUGUUUGCACUGAUGGUAAGCUCUUCAACCACUUAGAGACCAUUUGGCGAUUCAGCCCCGGAAUACCUGCCUAUCCCCGAACUUGUACUGUGGAUUUUUCGAUUUCCUUUGAAUUCCGUUCUCUACUGCACUCCCAGCUGGCCACUAUGUUUUUUGAUGAGGUUGUUAAAAAGAAUGUUGCCGCCUUUGAGCGCCGAGCAGCCACCAAAUUUGGUCCAGAAACAGCCAUCCCCCGUGAACUGAUGCUCCACGAAGUGCACCAGACUUGAGGCAAAGUAUUAUUAAGCUCUUCCUCUCCUCUGCUUCCACACCAAUUCUUUUAUUUAUUUCAAUUUGCUCAUUUGAAAGAAGAAUCGGUGUUCAGAAUCUGGAACUCAUGCACUAACCUGGUUGGUUGAACAAAGUAGGGCAAAGGCCGAGGUAGGGGAAAGGAGGCUUGGAAAGGCUUCCCAAAGCCCUACGUGGCCGACAACCUGUAACCUUCUCACGGAGUUAUUUAUGGUAAGGACUGAGUAAAUGUCCCUGGGUCCUUCUGAGAUGACUGUAUCUGAUCAGGGAGACUGCAACUUUCAUAAGGACUAAAUAACUGAGCCCUUCCCUAUCAAAGGUACUAGGCAGUUGAUGUAACUUGGACCUGCCUGAGAUUUGCCACUAGCUUAAAAGCUGUAUGACCCAACUUAAAAAAAUAUUUCUAUGUUGCUUGCCUAGUGGAAAGCAAGGGGGCACUUUCAAAACCAUCAGUGCCAAAGGAGUGACAAAGCACUGACCAGAGUUGUACCCUUGGAUUUUACCUUAUUCUUCCACUUGGCUUGAAUUUUUGUAAAAUUUCAAUAAAUUGUGUCGGUGUCAA